AUGUCCUGGAAGCUUGGAAAGAAGUUCAAGGAUGGUGCCAACUUGGGCGCUCGUACACCGCUCGACCGUUCGGCUACUCCGACGCCAGCCAAUCCCGGCACCGAUGCCAGCGCUUCUUCCUCGUCAUCCAACCUGCUCGCUUCGUCCGAUGGCGCUCCUAUCCCUCGCUCAGGUCUCUUGACCAUCCGCGUCAUCAGCGCGCGCGGUCUCUCGCUGCCAGCUGGUAUGCAGACACCUCCCGCCGUCGCACGCGCUUUGGCACAACACAAUCCGAACACCUCGUCACUCGCACAGUCGUUUGGCGCUGGCGCCAAUCGUGAAAACAGGCAGAGCAUGCAGCGCAAACAGUGCUGGUGGCUUCCCUAUCUCGUGCUCGAAUUCGACAAGAACGAAAUUCUCAUUGAUGCCAUUGGCGGCGACAUCCAGGGCCCCACAUGGAUGUUUCGUGCCCACUUUGACGUCUCGCGUAUCUCGGAGAUCAGCUUGCAAACCUACCUCCGAACUGGCGACCGUACCACUCAUCCGCCCGAGGCGAACCGCGACGGUCAGGGAGACGAUGUGAUGGGCGUCAGCGACAUCUACCUCGGCGGCGUCAAGUUUGUGCCCGAUUUCGAGAACCAGAGAACCUCGGAUGCUUCCUAUCCGCUCACCGGUGGCAACGGUCAGAUUCACGUCCAAGUCUCGUACAGAAGCGAUUCGCGCAGCUCGCUCAACAUGGACGCCUUUGAACUGCUCAAGGUGAUCGGCAAGGGAAGCUUUGGUAAGGUGAUGCAGGUGCGCAAGCGCGACACGUCGCGCAUCUAUGCGCUCAAGACCAUCCGCAAGGCUCACAUUGUGUCGCGCUCCGAGGUGACGCAUACACUGGCCGAGCGAACCGUGCUCGCCCAAGUCAACAACCCGUUCAUCGUGCCACUCAAAUUCUCAUUUCAGAGCCCAGACAAGCUCUACCUCGUGCUAGCCUUUAUCAAUGGCGGCGAGCUCUUCCACCACCUUCAGCGCGAAGGCCGCUUCAACGAGGAGCGCUCUCGUUUCUACGCCGCCGAGCUGCUGUGCGCACUCGAACACCUGCACGGCUUCAACGUUGUCUACCGCGACCUGAAGCCCGAGAACAUCCUGCUCGACUACACCGGCCACAUUGCGCUCUGCGACUUUGGUCUCUGCAAACUCAACAUGGGCGACCAGGAAACCACCAACACGUUCUGUGGCACACCCGAGUACCUCUCACCCGAACUACUGCUCGGACAGGGCUACACCAAAGCCGUCGAUUGGUGGACGCUGGGCGUACUGCUCUACGAAAUGCUUACCGGUCUCCCGCCGUUCUACUCGGAAGACGUCAACGAAAUGUACCGCAAGAUCCUGCAGGAUCCGUUGCGAUUCGGAGACGAAGUCUCGCCCGAUGCCAGACAUCUGCUCACGCUGUUGCUCAACCGCGAUCCCGCACAGCGUCUCGGUUCCGGAUCGCACGGAGCGGCGGAUAUCAAGGCACAUCCUUUUUUCGCAAAACACAUUGACUGGAAGUUGCUGCUCGCCAAAAAAAUCCCGCCGCCGUUCAAGCCGAGCGUCGCAUCCGCCAUCGAUACCAGCAACUUUGACCCCGAGUUCACCAACGAACCGCCCAUGGAUAGUGUCGUGGACGAUAGCCUCAUGCUGUCCGCCACCGUACAGGAGCAGUUUGUUGGGUUUUCGUACAAUGCUCCCAAUGCGCUUGGUGCAGGCGAGAGCUUGAGAGACUAG
Messenger RNA from Mycosarcoma maydis (corn smut), 1734 nucleotides. RefSeq names its product S6K1-type AGC kinase. Bases 1 to 1734 code for a protein of 577 amino acids. The transcript has 2 exons. Gene Ontology annotation, molecular function: ATP binding; protein serine/threonine kinase activity. The record is from RefSeq and is a predicted model, not a curated record. NCBI's taxonomy places the organism in Eukaryota, Fungi, Basidiomycota, Ustilaginomycetes, Ustilaginales. Gene Ontology annotation, biological process: protein phosphorylation.